AUGGCCCUACCAGCCUACCGCUCUCUCCUCCGCUCAGCACGCCUUGCAUUCGCGGGCGAUGCACCCCUCCUCAAAGCAGCCCGUCAAGAAGCCCACCAUGCCUUCCGCAAGAACGCCGCUCUAAGUCCCGAAGACCCUCUGCUCGCACCAGCCAUCGCACAUGCGAACGAUGUGGCGAAGAUUCUGAGGGAGAACGUCGUGCAGGGGAAGCUAGAAAAUGAUCGCUAUAAGUUACGUAUUCAUGAACAUACCGAGAGAGGCGAUAACGACACAAUCAAGAUGCCGAAUGGGAAGAAGGUGGUCAUUGAUGGGAAGAAGUGCUCUGACAAGUAG
Molecule: messenger RNA, 333 nt
Organism: Drepanopeziza brunnea f. sp. 'multigermtubi' MB_m1
Lineage: Eukaryota; Fungi; Ascomycota; Leotiomycetes; Helotiales; Drepanopezizaceae
Biological process (GO): mitochondrial respiratory chain complex III assembly
Cellular component (GO): mitochondrial matrix
Molecular function (GO): protein folding chaperone
Source: RefSeq, a predicted model, not a curated record